This is a messenger RNA of Branchiostoma floridae (Florida lancelet), 1668 nucleotides long. RefSeq lists its product as uncharacterized. Gene Ontology annotation, molecular function: protein binding. The transcript has 2 exons. Lineage: Eukaryota; Metazoa; Chordata; Leptocardii; Amphioxiformes; Branchiostomatidae. Bases 153 to 485 code for a protein of 110 amino acids. The record is from RefSeq and is a predicted model, not a curated record.
AUUUUUCAUAUCCCCAGAUUUCCAUCAGUGGCCCUAACAACUACACUCACACAUGGCUGGCUGCCGGAGAUAACGGGGAGACGUCGGCCACGCUGUCCGGCCUGGGGCUGGAGUCACACCAGACGUAUUCCGUCUUCUGUCGGGCCGUCAACAUGGGAGGGCUGGUCAGCAACGCGGUCUGGACUAACGUUACCAUAGAGACGGAACAGCCGCUAGUCAACGGGUCUUCAGUUGUCAGCCAAUGGCAGCCUCCAGACAUCCUGCAUCUUGAUUGGACGGGCAACUUCCUCAGCCAAUCAGCGCUCAUUUACGAGGUUUCCUUGGGAACCGUCCGAGGAGGAAGUGACGUCAUGCAGUGGAUGGAAACCACGGAAACGGCCAUGACAGUGACGGGGGUGGACCACAGCAGGGCACAUUACGUCAUAAUCACCGCUGUCAACAGAGCUGGGCUCUACGUGUCACAAGUGCACAGACUGGCAGUUUAACACCGGAACAGAAACAUGGACUGAAAAUCUAUUGGUUACAAUUAAGAGUAGACUUUGACUUUGUUCAGAUUGUGACAAUGUGAUAGCCUCUACAGCAGGCUCUCUGGGGCCUUUUCUGUCUUUUUUUUUGGCUCAUGAAUACUUUUUUGGCUCAUAAAUACAUUUUUUAUACUGGGUCGCUGGGCCAAUGGUCCAAAAUGAGCCAAAAAGGCCCCAGAGAGCCUGCUAUGGAGGCUAACAAUGUGGACUAUAGGCAGCAGGCUGAUAUCGUGACAUCAUUAAAUGAUUAAGAGGAGAGGCCCAAGAUUUAUUCCAGAAACACUAACCUGCCUACGUCUAUCGGUAGCAGGAGAUGGAGAAAAUGAUAGUCUGGAAUCCAGCAAUAGUCUGCUACAUAAUAGCUAUGACGUGAUUCCAACCUAAGAAAACACAACUCAAGGAGCAAAGUAUCAUUCAAGGCUUCGCCCUAGAUGUAUCACCAAAGAUUAAGUCUAUCAAAAUGGGAUUAUCUUAUUUUUAAAGGAUAUGCUACAAGCUGGCAAAGAACGCUAUUUCACAACAGUUCCCACGCAGAUGUCGUGGUGGAAGAUUUAACGCAUUCUGACAGCCGAUAACCCCAACUGCCAGAGGAGUCUGGCAAUAAAAAAGCUCUACUAUCUUCCACACCGACAUCUGCUUGGGCAAUAUAACUAUCACAGUGAUUGCUCUGUUAUGUUUGGACUUCUAAUCAUGCCAUGUUGUGAGUAUUCUUGUAAAGUGUAGCACCAAGGUGGUAGCUCGAUACCAUUGGUUGCUUUGUGUAGAUAGUGUUGUGUGUACAGCACGAUUGUAGGUUUUAUAUUUACUUUUGCUCCAAUGAGGGCAGUGUUGCAGCUAGGUUCUCUUUGGGACAUGCGAUGAUCUUUUUGAAAAUUUGCACCAUAAAGGAUAAUGUAAAUAUCACUAUGUUGUUUCAAAAGAUUAUUUAAUGAUGUAUAUGUUUAUGGUCGUCUAGUAUUUGUAAAGAUGAAGAAUGAAAACAAAAGACUUUUAUCAUUAGAUUCUGAUAUGUAAGCUGUAAAACUAUCUAUUGAUUGAUUAAUGCCAUUGAAUAUUUUGUACAAGACUUCAACAGUAAAGAAAUAUAUUGUGCCAAGGGUUGACAAAAAUACACAGACUAAAUAAAAUGUGUUUUAACAAUGGA